CCAGCGUCACGAUAUAGCUCUAAUCUUAGAAAAGCGCGCGGCGAGAACGUCGCCGCUUUCUGUCCAAGCGCCGGGUUUUGGUAGUUUCACUAUCGCUAGCUGCACGCUUCUACCACAAAACGAUUGGCCAGGGCGAGACGAGUGAAGGGACUGGUGAUGGCCUCGCGGGUGAUGCAGUAUUCCCUCGUGCUCUACUUCCUUCACCUGUCGCUCACCUUAGCCAUUCCCAAGGAGGAGCACAAGAGAGUUCACCAGCAGAAGCCGCUGAGCGACGAGCAGCACUACCGGGAGGGGGCCGAGCACAACCCGGACUACGACCACGAUGCCUUCCUGGGCGAGGAGGACGCCAAGACCUUCGAGCACCUCACGCCCGCCGAGAGCAAGGACCGGCUCGGCAAGAUCGUCGACAAGAUCGACAAGGACUCCGAUGGCUACGUGACCCAGGAAGAGCUGGAGAAUUGGAUCCGCUUCACCCAGAAGCGCUACAUCCGCGACGACGUCGACAAGCAGUGGAAGGUGUACAACCCGCAGGAGAGCAACCGCAUCUCCUGGGCGGAGUACCGAAACUCCACCUACGGCUUCGAAGAAGGGAGCGACGGCGACGACUCGGACAAGGACGAAGACGGGGCGACGUUCCGGGACAUGGCCCGCCGGGACAAGCGGCGCUGGGACAGGGCGGACAAGGACGGGGACGGCCACCUGGACAAAGAGGAGUUUGGGAACUUCCUGCACCCGGAGGAGAGCGAGGACAUGAAGAGCGUCGUGGUCGAGGAGACCAUGGAGGACAUCGACAAGGACCGGGACGGCAAGAUCUCUCUGGACGAGUACAUCGGGGACAUGUACGGCGGAGCGGGGGACGAGGAGGUGGUCCCGGAGUGGGUGCAGAACGAGAAGGAGCAGUUCCAGAACUUCCGGGACAAGGACAAAGACGGCUUCAUGAGCGCCGACGAGGUGCGCGACUGGAUCAUGCCCGUCGACUACGACCACAGCAAGUCCGAGGCGCGCCACCUCGUCUACGAGGCCGACAAGAACAAGGACAAGAAACUGAGCCGCGAGGAAAUCCUGGACAAAUACGACCUGUUUGUAGGAAGCCAGGCUACGGACUACGGAGAAGCUCUUACGAGGCACGACGAAUUCUGAGGUGGCAGCACCUGGCGAUGUGCGAGCCUCACCCUCUGCCUUCGAGGAAUCAUCUACUUCUCCAGGCACACCAAGAACCUUUUCUUCUCGUUUGGAAGGAAGCUCUUCUAUCACUUCUGUUUUUGGAGCUUGAGAAGCUUGAGCUUUGCGAUAGAGGCUAGAGAAAUAUAUAGCUCAUCUGGAGGUUCUUUUUUUUCUAUUAUUGUUGUUUGAACGACCAUACCAAUCAACACCGUUUGGGGUCCCGUUUUCGAGUUCUGGGGUGUGGCAUAGUUGCACCUUGCAGGGGUCACAUUGCUCGUUUUUGAUCAACCGUUAAAUGAAUAAGCAUUUUCUUGUUGUCGGGCAAGUAAUGGAAUGUAAUUGAUUGGACUUCUCGUCAUGAUCUUUGAGGACACAUGCACAACUGUUAAAACCAGAAAUUGCAGGGUUCCUUUGGUUUUACUGGGAACCUUGUUCCCUUUUCAAGUUGAAAUAAGACACUUUUCGAGUAGGUGAAAUUACCGGAAGGUGUAAACAUUAGGACUUAUUGCCCUUGCAACAUCCAACAAUUUUCUCGAAAUAAGAGUCACAAUGACCUUCAACGGGGGGGGGGGGGGCUGCCUUGUGGCUUUGAGCCCCAGACAGGAAUUUUUCAACUUCUGGCUCGGCUGAUCGCGCACAUUGAAAGUUUGCAUGUAAACAGAAUCUUAUUACGGCUAAAAAGAAAAACUAAUCUGCGCCUUAAAAUGGCCGCUCUGUACCAGUCUGCUCGUGUAUGGACUUUCAAAGCAUAUGUGGUGGGCCCUUGCAUCCUUUCUAGAUUUUGGAGCUGCUAGUCACAAAGUGUUGUUUUUGCGCUUCCAAGCUCUUUGUCCUCUCAGCAGAACUGUCCCUUACGCACUGCCUGUUGUGUCUUUGUGUACCGCCUUUCUGUUCCCUGGCUCACAAAUGUCCUUGUGGUGGAUAGACUGCGAGAGUUCCAGCAGCUGGGAGCUUUUGCCUGUGUUGUGAGAAGCUGUGGGCCUCGGCUGAAGAGACGACUGCAUCCUGACUUUUCCUCUUCACAACUCUCCAAAGACAUCUCUUGUGCCAAAGUUGGAACUCGUUUGUUCCGCAUUUUUCACAAUCGGCAUGAAAUCGGGAAGUAGAGAUCUGUUGCAGCUUUUUCUAUGAAGCGACCUGUGCGAGGAACUGUUGAGUUCCAAUAAAGAUUUUUUAAAAAGGCAA
Messenger RNA from Ixodes scapularis (black-legged tick), 2349 nucleotides. RefSeq names its product calumenin (gene scf). Gene Ontology annotation, molecular function: calcium ion binding. The coding region runs from base 157 to 1140 and encodes 327 amino acids. The record is from RefSeq and is a predicted model, not a curated record. Gene Ontology annotation, cellular component: endoplasmic reticulum. NCBI's taxonomy places the organism in Eukaryota, Metazoa, Arthropoda, Arachnida, Ixodida, Ixodidae. The transcript has 7 exons.